AAAAAUCGUCGUCUCCUCUUUCCCUUCCUGCUUGCUUUCCCCGCAACAAGCGAAGUCUAAUCCCCAUCUCCCCUCCAAAAAUUCUCCAAUUUCACCCAAAAUCCGCCUUAUUCCCUCAACGAUGUGGGCAGCAUCGUGCCUAGCUUCAUGCUGCCGCGCCUGCGCGUGCGAGGCGUGCUCCGUGGUCGGCGGCAUCUCCCGCUCCGCUCGCAUCGCUACGUGGCUUUUCGCCCUCUCCCUCAUCGUCUCCUGGAUUCUCCGAGAGGUCGCUGCCCCCUUGAUGGAAAAACUCCCUUGGAUUAAUCACUUUCAUCGGACGCCUGAUCGGGAGUGGUUCGAGACUGACGCGGUGCUUAGGGUUAGCUUGGGGAAUUUCCUUUUUUUUACGCUUCUUGCGGUGCUGAUGAUGGGGAUCAAGGAUCAGAAGGAUCCUAGGGAUCGGAUUCAUCAUGGAGGGUGGACGGCUAAGAUUUUUUGCUGGUUUGUUGUGGUGAUCCUCAUGUUCUUUGUUCCUAAUGGGCUCGUCAGCUUCUAUGAGACCAUAUCAAAAUUUGGCUCGGGAUUGUUCCUUCUGGUUCAAGUUGUUCUCUUGCUGGAUUUCGUUCAUGGAUGGAAUGACAGCUGGGUUAGUAAGGAUGAGCAGUUCUGGUACAUGGCGUUGCUUGUUGUUUCCCUUGUUUGCUAUGUAGCCUCAUUCUCAUUCUCUGGGUUGCUCUUCCAUUGGUUUACACCAUCUGGACAAGAUUGUGGCCUCAACACCUUUUUUAUUGUUUUCACAUUAGUUUUGGUUUUUGUGUUCGCUGUGGUUGCUCUACAUCCGCAGGUAAAUGGCAGCCUUCUGCCUGCUUCAGUAAUCUCCCUCUACUGUACUUACCUAUGCUACAGUGCUCUCUCUAGCGAGCCAAGAGACUACGAAUGUAACGGCCUCCAUAACCAUUCAAAAGCUGUUUCUACCGGAAGUCUCACCCUGGGCUUGGUCACAACUGUCCUCUCUGUAGUCUACUCUGCAGUUCGUGCCGGUUCUUCAACUACCCUACUCUCACCACCGAGCUCACCGCGUGCUGAUAAGCCUCUGCUACCCUUUGACAAGUUGGAGGACCAAGAGGAUAGGAAGAAAGAGGAAGCAAAGCCAGUCUCAUACUCAUAUUCCUUCUUCCACCUAAUCUUCUCUCUUGCUAGUAUGUACUCUGCAAUGCUUCUUACAGGAUGGUCGAGCUCGGUUGGGGAGAGUGGAAAGCUUGUUGAUGUUGGAUGGCCGUCGGUUUGGGUGAGGAUUGUGACUCAAUGGGGAACUGCUGGUCUAUUUAUUUGGUCUCUUGUUGCUCCCCUUCUGUUCCCAGAUAGAGAGUUCUGAACUUUUUGAUCAAUAAAAGGAAGGCAGAGCUCUUGUUUGGUUUGGUUGCAAUCCGUAUGGCAUGUGUAUUUAUAUGUAAGAAAAUUCUGUGAGCUGAGGUGUUUAUUUCCACAAUAAUCUACUUGUUAACUGUAUGGUUAUGGUUUGAAUGGAUGGAUGAUCUUUAUUAUGAGCUA
Messenger RNA from Asparagus officinalis (garden asparagus), 1530 nucleotides. RefSeq names its product probable serine incorporator. Gene Ontology annotation, cellular component: membrane. Lineage: Eukaryota; Viridiplantae; Streptophyta; Magnoliopsida; Asparagales; Asparagaceae. The record is from RefSeq and is a predicted model, not a curated record.